Messenger RNA from Ectocarpus siliculosus, 1238 nucleotides. NCBI's taxonomy places the organism in Eukaryota, Phaeophyceae, Ectocarpales, Ectocarpaceae. The record is from the annotation of a GenBank genome assembly.
AUGCCUCCACCAUCACGAUUCGCGUACGAGAUCAGGUGCACUGGAGAGGAAACAUACUUCAAGGUGAAGAAGACUACUCGAAUGGAGAAGGUGUUCACCACGUACGCUUCGCGGAAGGGUGUGAGCGUGUCUGCCUUGCGAUUCCUUCUUGAUGGCUCACGUGUCGGUGCGGAAGACACCCCCACGUCGUUGGAGCUUGAAGACCAAGACCAGAUUGACUGCAUGCUGGAGCAGCAAGGCGGUUGAGCCGACCCUGUCGGGUCGGAGUUGGAACUGGGUUGUUGUGCGGGACCGAUGUUUUUCCGUAUUGGUAGUUUCUGGGGCUUGGUUCGUGGCCCCACGUACUCUCAGUUUCGGCAGUAUUUUUUUCGGCCCAGAAAACGGAGGUAUCUGAGAGCGCGAUUAGAGUUGAGCAGGCAAGACUGAAACGCGGAUGCCCGCUGCUUACAGCUGAUAGAACGGGUUGCGGCAUGCCACCCAGCAUAGGUGUAGAAUGUAGAUUGAACCAACGUGCACCUUGUCAGCCCUGAUUAAGCUCGUUUGACAAGGGUAAGGUAACGCUCUGCAACUUGCGGCUGCCAUCGUGCAGGUUGCCGUUGGGAAGAGUACUGGUUGGAUAUGUGCGAGGAACGGUCAAUUUGCAACGGUCGUGGGUUCAUGGUCUCCCCUGAGAGCGAGCUAGAAAUCUGCCUUCGUGUCCGUGGUUCGAUCCCGCUAUCGUUGUCGUUGCUUUUGCGUAGUUAGGUGUACGCGCACCAGCGCCACGCAGUACUUUUGGAAUCCCAGAGGCAGGUGGUGUAUUGGGACACAUUUGUAAAAUAUGAAUGGACUCUAAUAUUCGGUCGUGUCCUAAGUCCCAAGAGGAUUGUGGGCGACAGACAAAGUCAAUCACGCUUUCCACGCGACCCAGGCGCCUUUGUUCUAGACGCAACAAGCUUCGGUUUCGCUCCCUGCGUGUAUCCUUUGGCGGUUCUCUAUAAAAAAAAACAAUAGUGCAUGGAGUACGCCGGCGAGGGAGUAUCCACAGGGGAGGGGGCUCCGGAUGGAGCAGGAAGCCUCACCAAAUCCAAUCCGCUCCGACGAAUACAUUAGUUAGUGGUACCCAUGGCAGCACUCAGACAAGUUAGUUUAUGGUGCGUAGGUCGUAUGCGUUUCACCAUGAAACAACGACCACUACUUAGAUAUGGGUAUCCGAGGAACGAUCUUGCCUGCUGCGUCUAAUCAAGGUAUUUCGCAUG